AAAACAGAGUCGCUUUGCGUCGGGAUCGACGUUUCAGAUUUGAGAAUGGCCGAUCAACUUGUGCUCGGCAUCGACAUCGGUACCACCACCGUCAAGGUGUGCCUGGUGUCGGCCCGGGACCGCUCCGUCCUGCAGUCCGCAUCGCGAGAGACCAAAUCUUCGAUGGCCAGCGAACUAGGACCUCUAGGCAGUGAGCAGGACGUGCAGAGGAUCUGCACGGCCCUGCAGUUCUGCUUAUCCAGACUACCCAAAGAAAUGCUCGUGCGAGUGACACACGUUGCCGUGUCGGGACAGAUGCACGGCUGUGUGCUCUGGAAAUCAGACAACGGCUGGAAAAGGAACAAUUUUGGAAGGUACGAAACAGAGGAAGUGAGCGUCCUGUACACGUGGCAGGAUGGUAGGUGCAGUUCCGAAUUCCUGGCGUCCCUUCCCGAACCCGACUCACACCUGCGACUGAGUACAGGCCACGGUUGUGCCACCAUCUUCUGGCUGCAGAGGAACAAGCCGGACUUGAUCGCCCAGUACGACACGGCCGGUACUGUGCAGGACCUGGUGGUGGCUAUGAUCUGUGGCCUGCAGCGGCCGGUCAUGUCCGCACAGAACGCGGCAGGAUGGGGCUACUUCGAUACGGAGACCAGGACGUGGAACACCGAAAAGUUGAAGGAAGGAGGAUUUCCUCUGCAUUUGUUACCGGAAGUGACGACUGCGGGGAGUAUCGUGGGGCGCAUGCCCUGUGCCUGGUACGGUAUUCCCGAGGGUACUCCUGUUUUCGCUUCUCUGGGCGAUUUACAGUGCUCCGUAUUUUCUAGCAUGGAAUCUGAGUCUGAUGCUGUGAUGAAUUUGAGCACAUCUGCGCAACUGUCGUUCCUUCUCCCCGAAGAUUUCAAGCCACCCCCGUCCGUACCGACGGCACCUGUCGAGUACUUCCCGUACUUCAAGGGGCGUUACCUCGCAGUGGCGGCUUCCCUCAACGGCGGCAACGUCCUCGCCGCUUUCGUCAAGAUGUUGCAGCAGUGGACUCACGAGUUAGGAUUAGGUGUUCCAGAGAGCAAAAUCUGGGAACGGAUCACAGCCCUUGCUCAAGAAGAAUCUUCCAUAGAUUCCGAAAUGGAAGUCAUCCCCACCUUGUACGGCGAGCGCCACCUGUCGGACGACCAACGGGCCACGGUUCAGAACAUCGACCCCCACUGUCUUGGACUGGGCAAGGUGUCCAGGAGUCUCUUCAGGGGUGUCAUUGCCAAUCUUAGAUCCAUGAUGCCCCGAGAAGUCCUCCUGAAAAAUGGCGUCACGAGGAUCAUCGGAAGUGGCACGGCCCUCACCAGGAAUCCCAACCUACAGAGGGAAUUGGAGGCCCAAUACGACCUGCCCGUCGUCUACGGCACGGGGACGGACGCAGCUGUGGGCGUGGCGUUCUCUGUUUUACCAUUUUUGUGA
Molecule: messenger RNA, 1434 nt
Organism: Uloborus diversus
Lineage: Eukaryota; Metazoa; Arthropoda; Arachnida; Araneae; Uloboridae
Product: sedoheptulokinase-like
Exons: 5
Coding region: 46-1434 (462 amino acids)
Biological process (GO): carbohydrate metabolic process; cellular response to lipopolysaccharide
Cellular component (GO): cytosol
Molecular function (GO): sedoheptulokinase activity
Source: RefSeq, a predicted model, not a curated record